Messenger RNA from Funneliformis geosporum, 354 nucleotides. The record is from the annotation of a GenBank genome assembly. NCBI's taxonomy places the organism in Eukaryota, Fungi, Glomeromycota, Glomeromycetes, Glomerales, Glomeraceae.
AUGAAUAAAAAAUCUAAACAAUUACAAACCAAAUUCACCAACACUUUAAAAACUUUUGCCAAUAAAAUUGAAGAAACUAAACAAAAUCAACAACAAAUUUUAGCAGAUUUUGCUUUAACCCAAAGCCAAGAAAACUCCGAAUUAACUAAAAUUGCCGAACAAACUAAAUCCAAAGAAGAAACUAUGGCCGUUGUCCAAAAUGCGGUUAAUUUAGUAGAACAACAAAUAGAAGUCCGCGAGGAAAUUAACCAAAUUUUAAAAGAGGAAGUAAAAGCCAGUAAAGAAGCAGUUAAGUCUUUAAUUGCUAAUCAGAAAGUUUAUAUGGAACAAGUUCACCAGGAAAUUAACAAGUGA